Catharus ustulatus (Swainson's thrush) is the source of this 5332-nucleotide messenger RNA. RefSeq names its product cholinergic receptor nicotinic alpha 2 subunit (gene CHRNA2). Gene Ontology annotation, biological process: signal transduction; chemical synaptic transmission; nervous system process. The record is from RefSeq and is a predicted model, not a curated record. NCBI's taxonomy places the organism in Eukaryota, Metazoa, Chordata, Aves, Passeriformes, Turdidae. Bases 150 to 1865 code for a protein of 571 amino acids. Gene Ontology annotation, cellular component: neuron projection; postsynaptic membrane; synapse. Gene Ontology annotation, molecular function: acetylcholine-gated monoatomic cation-selective channel activity; transmembrane signaling receptor activity. The transcript has 5 exons.
CGUUUUCGGCUCUUUCCCAGGAAUGAAAUCCGGGGUCAGUGACUCAGCUCCAUCCUGACCCAAAUCCAUGGAGACACCACCAGAAUUCCCCGGUUCCUGCUGAGCCUCCCUCCUGCCGUUUCCAGGGGAAUUUUCCGAGGACAGGAUCCAUGGGGAGCAGCGGCUCAGGGAGCGCGGGAUGCUUUUCCCGAUGGAUUUUCCCAUUCCUCCUCCUCUGCUGCUUCCAGGCGGCCAUGGGCCAGCGCCGGAGCCACGCGGAGGAUCGGCUCUUCAAGCGCCUUUUUUCGGGAUACAACCGCUGGUCCCGGCCCGUUCCCAACACUUCCGACGUGGUCAUCGUCCGCUUCGGGCUCUCCAUCGCCCAGCUCAUCGACGUGGAUGAGAAGAACCAGAUGAUGACCACCAACGUCUGGCUGAAGCAGGUAGGAGCUGCUCCCGACCUGGGAAUGGGAUUUGGGAAUGGGAUUUGGGAACGGGAUUUGGGAACGGGAUUUGGGGGUGUCUCCAUGGAUCUGCUCCGCGUGUCCCGGCAGGAGUGGAGCGACUACAAACUGCGCUGGGACCCGGCCGAGUACGACAAUGUCACGUCCAUCCGCGUGCCCUCCGAGAUGAUCUGGAUCCCGGAUAUCGUCCUCUACAACAAUGCCGACGGCGAGUUCGCCGUGACCCACAUGACCAAGGCCCACCUGCUCUGGGACGGCACGGUCACCUGGGUGCCGCCGGCCAUCUACAAGAGCUCCUGCAGCAUCGACGUCACCUUCUUCCCCUUCGACCAGCAGAACUGCAAGAUGAAGUUCGGCUCCUGGACCUACGACAAGGCCAAGAUCGACCUGGAGAACAUGGACCACCACGUGGACCUCAAGGACUACUGGGAGAGUGGCGAGUGGGCCAUCAUCAACGCCAUCAGCACCUACACCUCCAAGAAGUACGACUGCUGCACGGAGAUCUACCCGGACAUCACCUUCUACUUCGUCAUCCGGCGCCUGCCGCUCUUCUACACCAUCAACCUCAUCAUCCCGUGCCUGCUCAUCUCCUGCCUCACCGUCCUGGUGUUCUACCUGCCCUCGGACUGCGGCGAGAAGAUCACGCUCUGCAUCUCCGUGCUGCUGUCGCUCACCGUCUUCCUGCUGCUCAUCACCGAGAUCAUCCCGUCCACCUCGCUGGUCAUCCCGCUGAUCGGCGAGUACCUGCUCUUCACCAUGAUCUUCGUCACGCUCUCCAUCAUCAUCACCGUCUUCGUGCUCAACGUGCACCACCGCUCGCCCAGCACGCACACCAUGCCACGCUGGGUCCGGAGCUUCUUCCUGGAUUUGGUGCCGCGCUGGUUGUUCAUGAGGAGGCCGCCGGCGCUGCCGGUGCCGCCCGAGGGGACGGGGGGACAGUACGACCACCCUGGGGCGCGGCUCAGCACGUCCCGGUGCUGGCUGGAGACCGACGUGGAUGACAAGUGGGAGGAGGAGGAGGAGGAGGAAGAGGAAGAAGAGGGGAAGACCUAUCCUGGCCAUCCCAUGGAAUCCCAGGAGAGCCAGUUCCACUACAGGAAGGCAUCCGGGGGCUCAGCAUCGCAUGGAUCAUCCAAGGGGAAGGAUGAGGAGGAAGAGGAGGAGGAGGAGGAGAAGGAGGAUGAGGAGGAGGAAGGCUCGGAGCAGGGCUUGGCGCUGUCUCCCAGGAUGCUGAAGGCCCUGGAGGGGGUGCAGUACAUUGCGGAUCACCUGCGGGCCGAGGACGCCGACUUCUCCGUGAAGGAAGACUGGAAAUACGUGGCCAUGGUGAUCGACCGGAUCUUCCUGUGGAUGUUCAUCAUCGUCUGCCUGCUGGGCACCGUGGGGCUCUUCCUGCCACCCUACCUGGCCGGCAUGAUCUAGGAUCGGGCUGGGAAUGCCGGGAUCCAGCUGGGGAUGGCGGUGACCAUUGGGGGACGUGGAGCUGUGGAAAAGCUGCGAUGGGAAUGGAGGGUGGAGAAAGGGAUGCGGUGAGAGGGGGGCUGGGGGUAGUGGGGAGCAGCUGGAUGUGUCCAUGGACGAUGUGGGAUAUGGAUGUGAUCCUGUGAUCCCAUAAUUCCAUAAUCCCAUGAUCCCAGGAGAUUGUGGGACAGGGAUAAUGCUGUUGAUGUCUGUGCAGAAAGGAUACGGACAUGACCCCAUAAUCCUGUGAUCCCAUAAGUCUGUAAACCCAUGAUCCCACGGGAUUUUGGGACAGGGAUAAUGCUGUGGAUGGUCUGUGCAGAAGGGACAUGGACACGACCCCAUAAUCCCAUGAUCCCACAGUCCCAGGAGGCCAUGGGACAGCAAUAAGGCUUUGGAUUGUCCAUGCAGAAGGGAUAUGGGCAGGAUCCCACAAUUCCACCAUCCCAGGAGGUUGUGUGACAGGAAUAACCCUGUGGAUGGGUUGUGUAGAUGGGACAUGAUCCCAUGAUCCCACAAUCCCAGGAGGCUAUGGGAUAGCAAUAACACUUUGGAUUGUCUGUGCAGAAGGGAUCCGGACAUGAUCCCAUGAUCCCAGGAAUAUGUGGGACAGUGGUAAAGCUUUGGAUGGUCCAUGAAGAAUGGACACGGACAUGAUCCCAUAAUCCCAGGAAGUUGUGGGACAGGGGACAAUGCUGUGGAUGGUCUGUGCAGAAGGGAUGUGGAAUGAUCCCAUGAUCUCAAAAUCCCAAGAGGUCAUAGGACAGGAAUAACACUCUGUCCCAGUGCAGAAGGGACAUGGACAUGAUCCCAUAAUCCUAUAAUCCCAGGAAACUGUGGGACAGGGAUAAUGCUGUUGAUGGUCCGUGCAGAAGGUAUACAGAUACAAUCCCAUGAUCCCAUGAUUCCAAAAUCCCAAGAGGCCACGGGACAGGAAUAACACUUUGUCCCAGUGCAGAAGAGACAUGGACAUGAUCCCAUAAUCCUGUGAUCCCAAAAUCCUAAGAGGCCGUGGGACAGGAAUAACACUUUGGACCAUCCAUGCAGAAAGGAUACAGACAUGAUCCCAUAAUCCCACCAUCCCACAUUUCCAGAAGGUUGCAGGACAGGGAUAAUGCUUGUCCGUGCAGAAGGGAUAUGGACACAAUCCCAUGAUCCCAUAAUCCCAGAAGCUGUGGGACAGGAAUAACACCUUGGAUUGUUUGUGCAGAAGGGACACAGACAGGAUCCCAUGAUCCCAGGAUUCCAGGAGGUCGUGGGACAGAAAUAAGGCUCUGGAGAGUCCAUGGAGAAGGGAUACGGACACAAUCCCACAAUCCCAUGAUCCCACACUCCCAGAAGUUGUGGGACAGGGAUAACACUUUGGAUUGUGCGUGCAGAAGGGACAAUUUUGGGAAAUGAUCCCAUCAUCCCAUGAUCCCACCGUCCUAGGAGGUCCCUGCUCCUCCCAGGUGUUUCCCUUCUCCAACCCCCCAGAAAAAGCAGCUUCUCACCCCAUCCCACACCGGGAAGAUCCCACCUGGAAAUGGGGCUGAUUCCGACUGGAAAACCCACCUGGAGAGCGCCCAUGGAUCCCGGGAUCCUCAGGGCUGGAACAGCGGGAAUCUGCACCCCUGGGUCCAUGCCAAUCCUGCCCAUUCCACCUCAGAUCCCAAACCUCCUGGCUCUGACUCCUGCUGCAAUCUAGCUUUCCAUUCCCAACUUCCAUAAAUCCUCCAGGCACCUCAGAGCACCUGUUCCCUUUUUUCCAACACUUGGAGAAACUCUGGGAUUUUUUCCUGGUCUGUUUUCCCCCCUGGAGCAUGACCAGGAAGAUUUCAGGGAACGUUUUGUGCUUUCUGGAGUGAAACCAGCCGGAACUAACAGGACUGCAGGAGGACAGGCACAUCCCGAGGGUGUCCCUGACACUUCCAGAGCCUGCGGAGCUGGCAGACGGAUCAGGCGUGGGGACACGUGGGGGGAGUGUCCAAUCCUGGAUCCAGGAGCUCCCAGAUAUCCAGGGGAGGGAUCUCCUGGGAAGGUCACUGCUGGUUUGCUUGGGAGGAUGGGUUUUACCAGGCACUGGUAAAAUCUGGGAAUUACGGAAUUGGUGAGGUUGGGAAAGCUCUUGGACAUGGAGUCCAGCCAGUCUAAGGCCACCACUCAUCCGUACCCCACCAAAUCCCCGUGGAUUUGAAUCCAUCCAGGAAUGAUGGAUUCCAUGCCCUGGGCUGGAAAGUCCUUUCCAGGCUGGAAUUAUUCCUGAUAUCCCACAAAUCUCCUCUGUGCAUCACAUCUGGAGGCCAUCCCAUCCCAUCCCAUCCCAUCCCAUCCCAUCCCAUCCCAUCCCAUCCCAUCCCAUCCCAUCCCAUCCCAUCCCAUCCCAUCCCAUCCCUCAUUCCCUGGGAGCAGAUCCCGAUCCCACCCUCCUGGAAGGGAAUUCCAGAGGGAGAAGUUCCUGCAGGAUCCUCCUUUUUUUUUUGCCAGGCUGAGUUUUCCCAGCUGCUCCAGCCCCUUCCCUUCCCUGGACAUGCUCCAGCCCCUCCAAAUCCCUGGAAUGAGGGUCCACCACCCCAAGCUCUGGGGUGACCCCAAAUGCCUGGACCUUGACCCUUCCAUCCAUUUUUGGGGAAGCCCCACUUGGGGCGGGAAUGUUCAUCCCAUUCCAUGGGCAAGGACUCCAUUCCCACCAUCCAGAGAAAUCUCCGACCAUCCCAACCAUUCCUUUUCCCAAGGAAAUUCCAGGGAAUUUGCCAACGGGGGGGAAUGACAGGAAGGAAAUUCCACAGCAGGAUUUGGCGCACGGUUUAUCUCAGCUGGAAUAAACUGGGAAAACUGCGGGAAAAACGCAGGGGAAAAGCCCGAAACCGCCUGGUUCCCAACCGGAAGCACAAACCCGAUGGAGCCACGAUUUUUGCUGGCGGCAUUUACACAAAACUUGGGAAAAAAACCACAGCUGGAAGAAAUUCUCCAGGUUUGUGUCCCCCACCACAAGGCCGCGAUCUGUGGGGGGAUCCAUCCCUUCCCGUAUUCCGUAGGCUCCGGAAGCAGCUCCCGCUCGCCAUCGUUAAAUAAACUCUUCUGUACAAUGUGCAAGAAAAAAAAAAAAUGCUGACGGUUCCCUCUGGACACCAUUCCCACGGGAAUUCCAGCUCCCCUCACCUCCCCAAAAAAUAAAUCCAUGCCCUCGGCUCCCGGCACGCUCCAGGUCCUUGUCCUGCUGUGCCGCCCGCGGCCAUCCGUGCUCCACGGAUCCAUGGAUGCGCCAGCAUUCCCAGCCGGGAAGCCACCGAGCCGGAGGGAUCUUCCACCAUCCCACCCCAACCCUCCUUUUCCAGGGAAAUCCCCAUCGGAUUCUUCCCAUCUUCCGAAGAGCAGCGCAGAGACACGAGGAGCGGGAAGAGGGGAGAGCGGGAAGGGGGGGAAAAAAUAAAACCACGAGAAGCCGG